GCCUCUCGGGAGUAUCUCGACUGGUGUCGCGUACGACGAUGACCUCCGGAGGUCGCCGGUAAUGCAUUCGUUCUUCUGCGGCAUUUCCGCGCUCUUCACUCAUCGCUUUUCAUCGCUGCGAAACUUCGAUUGUAUCACACCGAUAAUUCGUGAACGUAAACAAGACGAAUUUAUAAAUAUCUGUACUAACGGUUUGACCUACUGGUAAUCUAUUUGCGACAUUCCUAAACCGGUAAAUACCGACGAAUUUGCCUAAACUAAUUGUCUACAUACAAUUAGCGGUUACGAAAUUGGUGAGAAAAAAAAAUAAAUCUCGCUACAUGUAGUUAAACGUCGAGCGAGAAUUUUAUCACAUCUGCAAACAGAUAGGAGGGAUUGUAUCAGUAUUUCACAUGGUGUUUUUCGGUGUAAAUGCUCGCUUUUCCGCGGACGGAAGUGUCGAUAAAAUGGUCGGCGUGCAGAAGUCGAAAUUCAUCGGCCACCUUACCGUCCUGAUUCGGUCCCCAUCGAUAUCGGAUUGCCUCUACGAAAACCCCAAAGCCAACGUUCUGUUGGUGACGGCGAUUUCAUUGUCGAAAAAACAUGCCGAGGCGCGGCUAUGGGCGAAGCGACAGGCGAGGGCGGAGGCGCGCGAAAUCCGCAUGCGAGAACUCGAACGCCAGCAGAAGGAGCAAGAGGAGAACGCCGACAGGCAAUUCGACAUGCUGUCCUCGGAGCCGACCUCCUUGGUGCGGACGCCAAGGAGCACCGGCCGGUUCCUGUCGAGCCGGCGCAGUUCGGAGGAUUCCUUGGAGGACGGCGGCGGAAGCUUCCGGGAGUUGAGACACGAGCUCAAAGAGGUGGAAGAGAAAUUCAGGAAAGCCAUGAUAGCGAACGCCCAAUUAGAUAACGACAAAUCGGCGCAGACGUAUCAGCUGGGACUGUUCAAAGAUAGACUGGAAGAAUUGGAGGAGGAGCACUCCCAGUUGAAGCGCGAGCACCGGGACAAGUGCAGGGAGUAUCAGACGUUGAAGAGCGUCUGUGCGAAGCUGAAGGACGAUCUCGCCUUCGUCAAAUACGAAUUGGACGAAAGGGAUAGGCUCAUAGCGGAGAAAGGUUUAGUUAUAGUGGCGGAGGAGGUGCCCGCCGACGAGGACGGCACCCACCGUCCGCCCAGGAAGGCUUUAGUCAGCGCGGAAAACGCCAAUUUGCUCGAGACCGCGGGCGAUGGAAGUUUGGACGUGCGGUUAUCCCGAUUCCUUAAAGAAAAAACCGAAAUGCAGGAUCAAAUUAGCCAUUUAAAAUUAGAGUUAGAAGAAGAGAAGAGCAAACGGAGGAAACCCAGUUCGGGCGGCGCUCUAAACGGACCUUCGUCGGAUUGCGAUUACGACGACAUUCAAAGAGAGGCGAGUAAAAUGCUGUCCGAUUGGAAAUUUCGAGCGCAGAAGGCCGAGCAGGACGCCGCGACGCUCCAAGCGACGGUGGCGCGUCUCGAAAGCCAGGUGAUCAGAUACAAAACGGCGGCGGAGACGUCCGAGCAAUCCGAGGAGGCUCUCAAGACCGAAAAAAGGAAAUUGCAAAGAGAGGCCAGAGAAGCCUUGAAUCGAGUAGAAGAAUUAGAAACUUCAAAUACACACUUACUGAAGAGGUUAGACAAGUUAAAAAAUGCCAAGUCGGCCCUGUUGAAAGAACUUUGAUUUUAAGUUUAUUUAUAUUCGUCUCCUACCUGUACAAUUUUUGUGGUUAAUUUUAUUAAUACACCCUAAAACAUUCGUAAGCCUAUAAAAUGCCUUCGUACAUAAGUCUUAUAUGUAAACAUUCAGAGAAGUUAACACGUUUUAACUGGCUUCUUUUUGUUUGAAAUUCGCGUUCGAAUCGAAUAUUUAAUAUUGUAUUUGUUAAUAUUUCUGUAUUUAUUUAAAAAAAAGUUUAGAACGCACAUAUAUUGUUCAAGAAUGGUGUUUUUGAAGAGUGCAUUCUAAACUUUUCCUCCUUUUAAUUGUAAAUAAGUAAUUUUAUUCAGCCUCAGGAUUUAAAAGUGUCCAUAUUUGUUUUAAAUCGUACUCAUGCAUAUUUUUAUUCGUUAAAUAAUCGAGCUUUCUUAUCAAAUAGCCUCAUUUUAAAUAUAUUCGCUACAAGGUUUUUUUUUGAUUAUUUUUAACGAUGUAAAUUUAACCAAAAGUUUUUUGUAUGAAAUAUUGAAAUAAACUAUUUUAUUUGGCUCAAUGAAAACUUAAAAUAAUAUUAAAGCAAAGAGCGACUAUAAAUUGGCUCAAAAAAGUUUAUAUUUUUACAAUGCUCACUUGCUUUAAGUACACUUCGCCGUGGUUCAGAAUUUUGUUGAAACGAGCUGAAGUAUAAGAUGAUUAAAAGAAAUGUAAUUGUAUAAAAUUGCUCAUUCGAUAAAAAAGCUGUGCAUUUUCUACCCCCUCAAUUAUCAUACGACUGAAUAAUUGGAAGAAUUCGCCUUUCAGUUUCAAUGAUUCGAAAUUUAUCGAUGAAAAUUGUCGUACUGUUAUUGAAUUGUAAGUUUCCCUAACAGCUAAAUGCAAAUAACGCUUAAGUAAAAACAUGUACAUAUAAAAUAUGUGAUUUUGUGUAUACAUCUAUAAUCGUUUUGGUAAAAGGUAAUUUAAAAAAUAAAACUAAUUUAUAGAAAAUUAAAAUUUCUUUUUUUACUCAGUAGCAGUACCCUCGCGAUUUUGCUCGCGGCGUUUUAUUUAUAUCCUAUCUGUAAUC
Messenger RNA from Phyllotreta striolata, 2718 nucleotides. The record is from the annotation of a GenBank genome assembly. NCBI's taxonomy places the organism in Eukaryota, Metazoa, Arthropoda, Insecta, Coleoptera, Chrysomelidae.